AUGGCGCGAAGCGCAAGGAUAGCUCUGCCUGCAAGUCUAGCGAGUCUUGCCUAUGGUCUAGCUUUGCUCUGCCAUGCUUGUGCCGGUGAGCAGGCUUGUGACUUGCGGAUGGAAGCAGAGCUGGAGAACAUGGAGUUGCAUGAGCUCGACGACCUGAACGUUGAGCUGCUUCAAACUGCAACAGCAGUCACGAGGUCUGAGCGCAAGUCCCACGAGUUCUAUGCACCUUAUUGGUGUUAUACCAUCAGUGAGUAUGUGCGCCGCAGCAUUGCGGCGUGUAAUGGCGGAGCUGGAAGCUGCAUUUGCAUGGGGCCUGCUAUUUGUGGUGGCUGGGGGCCGUUUCCCCCAGGAUCGUGGCAGGGAUAUUCCUAUUCAUGCUGCGGUUGCCACCCAGAAGUACACGCAGCUGCGCCAACGCCUGCUCCGCAACAGGCUCCGCAAUUGGCCCCGCAACCGGCUCCGCAACCGGCCCCGCAACAGGCUCCGCAACCGGCUCCGCAACCGGCUGCGCAACAGGUUGUGUCUGAACCAGCUUCAGAGACGACUCCUCCCGCGCCUGCUCAGCCGGUGCCCCAAGAUGUUGCCAGCAACGUCAGCGCCAGCGCCGGCGCCGGCGCCGGCAACACCUCCAUGGGUGCAAGAUCUUGUGCAGCUCAUAGGGCCUGUGCUGAUCUCCGCCUUGAUGGCAGCUGCUGUCCUGCAGCUGAUGGGACAUACCUUGGCUGCUGUGACGCCGCUGUCUCGAAUGUUUCGUUGCGGCAGCUGGAAGCUGCCUCACAUUCCAAGCUGGCCAAGCGAAUUCCAGCGUGGUGUGCCGAGCUGUCAGAACACGCCCGAGAAAGCAGUCCUCCUUGCACAUCCUCUGGACCCAGCAGCUGCACCUGCAUCGGCAAGACUGCCUGCGGUGAUGGUUCACCUCUGCCGGGAAGCUGGCAAUCAUACUCGACUGCAUGCUGCGGCUGCGCAUAG
Symbiodinium natans is the source of this 969-nucleotide messenger RNA. The record is from the annotation of a GenBank genome assembly. NCBI's taxonomy places the organism in Eukaryota, Dinophyceae, Suessiales, Symbiodiniaceae.